UUUGCAAAACUGAGCUCUUUGAGGUUAUGUUGGAUGUGAUGCGCGCAGGAGACAUCGCUCCAAGUCAUUUGUGGUGCUUGGUUGAUCUGCUGGGAGGAUCUGGUCGAGCGGACGAGGCCGAGGAGCUCGUUGUCUGAGCCGAGUGGGGCGGCGAGAACGCGCUUGGAAGCUCCACAACGAUGAUGAUCUCGAUAGUAUCUAGAGAAUGGUUUGAUUGUCUAUUAUGAAAGAAAGAGAGCGAGCUAUGGAAGUUUGAUGGUGUUCACUUUGUCUUCCUUUCGGGGUCUUUGCACCGAUGCUUCCAGCAACUAUGUGGAGAUCUUGCGGAGAUGUGCUAGAACGAGGAACUUGGCAGAGGGGAGGACCGUCCACUCGGCAUUGGCAGCGGGUGGCCUCGAUCGAGGCCAGGAAUGUGGAAACUUGCUUCUGCAGAUGUACGCAAAGCACAACUGUAUACAUGAGGCAAGAGAGGUGUUUGAAAAGAUUGAUGACAAAACAUCGCUCUCGUGGAAUAUCAUAGUCACUGCAUAUGCCCGUAAUGGGUACCUGGAGAAAGCGAGAGAGAUGUUUAAUCGUACUCCAGAUAAGUGUGUUUCUUCGUGGAAUACCAUAAUCACAGCAUACGUAAAAGGUGGCAAUAUGGACGAAGCUAAACGAUUGUUUGAUUCUAUGGAAGUAAAGGAUCAAGUGACCUGGAACUUGAUGAUCACAGCGUAUGCCAAUGCAGGGCAUCUUCACGAGGCGAGGAGAUUGUUUGAGAUGCUUAGCGACCCAAGCACCGCAAACUGGACAGCACUGAUUCAAGGAUACGGAAAAAUAGGCAUCUUGAACGAAGCAAAGUCUUUCUACGAUCGAAUGCCGGAUAAAAACGUAGCCGUAAGAACAGCCAUGGUUUCAGCAUUUGCCGCAAACGGGCAUAUAGAAGAAGCGCGACAACUCUUCGAGGAGACGGCCUCUCGUGGCGAUGUUGGUCUGUGGAACACUCUAAUCUGUGGAUACUUGAAGCUGGACAGGAUCACCGAGGCUUGCGCGUGCUUCCAGAGGAUGGAUCUGGAAGGCAUCCGUCCCGAGCGAUCGACUUUCCUCAACAUGCUCGACCCGUGCUCGCAAUUCUCGCUGGAGAAGCUCGGAAGGAACAUCCACUCCAAGCUCACCGAGCUCCGGCUCGAGGACGACACCGCCAUGGCCACGGCACUCCUCACAAUGCACGGAAAGUGGGGGGACUUGGAGCAAGUGAUGCACCUCUUCCACAGCAUGGUCUCUCGGGACGUGGUUGCUUGGACGGCUCUGAUCACAGCCUUUGGCGGACACAACGCUGACAUCGCCAAAGCUCGCGAGAUCUUCCAUCUCAUGCCCCAGUGGAACGUCGUCUCCUGGACGGCAAUGGUGACGGCUUACUCCGAGAACGGCCAUCUCCAUGAAGCUCUGGCUUGCUACUCUCGAAUGCCGCAAAGGAACCGAGUUUCCAUGACUGCCAUCAUCGCGGGCUACGCUCGAAACGGCUAUCUCCACGACGCAAAAUCUCUCUUUGACACCAUGACCGAUCGAGACGUGGUUGCCUGGACUGCGCUUAUCAACGCGCACACUCAAAACUGGCAGCACGGCGAGGCGAUUCAGCUGUUUCGAGUCAUGGACAUGGAGGGCGUUCGUCCCAACCGCACCACCUUUCUCGCAGCUCUCGAGGCUUGCUCCAACUUGGGCGACUUGACGCUGGCCAGGAUCCUCCACCAGUGCGUGCUCGACUGUAAGUGCCAGUCCGGUAUGCUCAUCCCCAGCACUCUCGUCAACCUCUAUGGAAAGUGUGGCAGCGUUCCUGAAGCGAAGUCGCUGUUCGAGAGGAUGGUCGAUCCGGACAUGGUGGCCACAAACGCGAUGCUCGCGGCACUCGCGCAGAAUGGCUUCCUCGACGAAGCAAAGAAGAUAUUUGAUGGACUGGCGAGGCCGUCGCUGGCUUGCUGGAACGCGAUGAUCACUGCCUACGCCCAGUGUGGAUCGAUCUUCGAAGCGCAGUCUCUGUUCGAUCGAGUGACGCAGCGGAAGGACGUAGUGACUUGGACGGGGAUGAUCAAGGCCUACUUGCAAGCCGGCUGCCCAGCGGAAGCUUUCAAGUUCUUCCAAGAGAUGGACUUGGAUGGAGUGCGGCCGAACCGAGUGACUUUCCUCCACGUUUGCGAAGUUUGCUGCUUGCUCGCGAGCAAAUUCAAGGCCAAGAUGGUCCACGCCGAGAUCAUGAGCACCGGGCUUAGAGCCGACUCGGUCCUCAGCACCGCCAUCGUCAGCAUGUAUGGAAGGUGUGGGAGCAUCCAGCACGCAAAAUCCUUCUUUGAUGCGAUGCUGCGGCAGUACGUCGAGCCGUGGAACGCUCUCCUCAGCUCCUACAGCCAGAAUGGAUUGGCGACGAGCGUUCUCGGGCAGUUCCAUCUCAUGGUUCUCGACGGCCUCAAGCCAAACUCGAGCACUUUCGUCAAUGUUCUCGCGGCUUCCAGCCACGCCGGCUUGACGGGAGAUGGCUGGAGCUGCUUCGUGUCCAUGGCUGGAGACUUUGGCCUUGAGCCCGCUGUGGAUCACUACGUCUGCAUGGUUGAUAUUCUCUCCCGGGCAGGCAGGCUGAGAGACGCAGAGGACUUGAUACUUGGUAUGCCGUUUGAGCCCGAGGCGCUGGUGUGGACGUCAUUGCUGGGAGCGUGUCGAGAGCACAAGGACGCCGAGAGGGGAGGACGAGCGGCACAUCAAGCGUUUAAGUUGGAUCCCGAGAACUCGGCACCGUAUGCGCUACUGUCUUCGAUCUACAAGCUGCGUGAUCAAACUCGUUGUCCAGCAGUAGAAGUAGAAGACGAUGUAGAACUCGCGUUUGCUGGAUAGUUGAGAGUUUCAGAACUCAA
This is a messenger RNA of Selaginella moellendorffii, 2882 nucleotides long. Its product is annotated as pentatricopeptide repeat-containing protein At1g09410, mitochondrial-like. Gene Ontology annotation, molecular function: protein binding; RNA binding. Lineage: Eukaryota; Viridiplantae; Streptophyta; Lycopodiopsida; Selaginellales; Selaginellaceae. The record is from RefSeq and is a predicted model, not a curated record. The transcript has a single exon. Gene Ontology annotation, biological process: RNA modification. The coding region runs from base 256 to 2862 and encodes 868 amino acids.